CAUCAGUCAUAGCGGCAGCGUUGCAUCACAUGACUCCUGUCUUGUCAACAUGGCUGCUGCGCUAAGCAGUGAAGAUUUCACCAACUUGCAGCUCCUGCUAAAGGCUCCAUCUAAAGACGCAGUGAGAGAUGUGUGUGUUCAGAGCCACGGAGCCCUGAACCGGAGGUUGACAGAAAACACUGCAGCCACCUUCAGCAUCCCUGCAGCACAGGCAGCUCAGCUGGUCCAGUCCCUCCACUCUCUGUCUCAUCACGUCCUCUUCCACAACCUGACGUCUCCGGAUCAGAUCCUCGCAGUAUUCCCAGAGUCUUUCCACUCCAACCUGAAGAACCUGAUCACUAAGAUCCUGCUGGAGAACAGUCCGGCGUGGAGGACAGAAGCUCUCAGCCAUCAGGUCUCUCUCCCUCAGCUGAAGGAGCUGGACUGGAGAGUGGACCUGGUGACCGGUUCUGACUCGGUCAGUAGGAUGGCGGUGCCGACCUGCCUGGUCCAGCUGAAGAUGGAGGAUCCGUGUCCGUCAGCAGGCGGGGAGCCGGUUUCCACGGUUACAGUGGAGCUGAGCAGGGAGUCACUGGACACCAUACUGGACGGACUGGGACGGAUCAGGGACCAGCUGGCUGUGGUGGCAGGGAAGUGAGAACACAGACUCCAGAUUCCCUCCACAAACAGUUUACACUUUAAAACGUGGCUCAAGUUCUACGUUUUUCAUCAAAACCUGCUGGCGUCUCAUUUAUCCGGCGAUUGGAAACUUUUUAACAUGUGUUGAAUGUGAUAAAGUGAUUUUUUUUUCAUUCUGUUUAUACAUUUAAUAUUAUUCAACUCAACCAUCAUUCAUGUGUAAAAGUACUGUUUCCAUUUCUACUAAUGUGAAAAUAAACUGUUAAGUCAGCA
Molecule: messenger RNA, 891 nt
Organism: Poecilia reticulata (guppy)
Lineage: Eukaryota; Metazoa; Chordata; Actinopteri; Cyprinodontiformes; Poeciliidae
Gene: commd9
Product: COMM domain containing 9
Source: RefSeq, a predicted model, not a curated record